Messenger RNA from Nasonia vitripennis (jewel wasp), 1545 nucleotides. Its product is annotated as mantle protein-like. The transcript has 3 exons. Bases 225 to 647 code for a protein of 140 amino acids. The record is from RefSeq and is a predicted model, not a curated record. Lineage: Eukaryota; Metazoa; Arthropoda; Insecta; Hymenoptera; Pteromalidae.
AGGCUGUUGACCGAUGGAUAUACAGACGAAUGACUGAAGAGAACGUCGGCGUUGCUCCGCAAUUUUACCGGAGGAAGGGAGAAAGUUUAGCAUCGGUAUAUAAAAGACAUGACCGUGACUUUGAGAGCGUCACAACGUCAGGUAACACAGGCUUGCAGAUUAUUCUAAUCCGGAUGAAAACAAUCACUUAAACUCAUAUGCAGUUUGAAACUUAAACCGUUGCAAUGCAUAUUAUCAUUUUAAUUGCAGCCAUCGGCAUGGUAGCAGCAAGCUACGAAGAAAAUCACGGAGAUUCAACAUAUCAUGAAACUCAAAAGCCAGUAGAAAUCCCAAUUUAUAAGAAGUACGCUAUUCCUAUUCCGCAUCCAAUCCCAGUAUCAGUGGCCCAACAAAUCAAAGUGCCAAUUCCCCAGCCUUACCAGGUGCAGGUUCCAGUGCCUCAUCCGGUACCAGUUGAAGUUGUAAAACACGUUGAGAUCCCUGUAGAAAAACAUGAACCCUAUGUUGUUGAGAAAAAGGUGCCAUACGUAGUCGAGAAGCCUUACGCUGUGACCGUAGAAAAACACUUUCCAGUGCCCAUUCCAAAACCGUACCCAGUGCACGUACCUAUUUAUAAACACGUAUUCCAUCAUCAAAGUAAAGGUUGAGAUCGCUGAAAUUGGACACAACUAAGAGAUAAUGAUAAAUAAAUAUUUCUUCUUAUAAUAUAGUUUUUAGUGUAUUUAUUUAUAUACUCGAUGCUGUUCAAAGUCCUUAGAAUGAUUAUUUAUAUUAAACAAUUAUCUAUUAGGCCAAUUGCCAAAAAAUUACGCAUGUUUAAAAUUAUAUCUAUAAUCAUUGAAACAUGCCUACAUAUUUUAUAAAAAUUCUUUAAGCACAAAAAGUGUUUGUUAUGACUGCAUCUAACUUAAUAGAAAAGAGAAAAAGAAUCCAAAUGUUUGAAGCUGAUACUCGACUAGUAUAAAAAAAGCAACAUUUGUAUCUGUGAGUAAUAAUUGCAAAAAAUUAAAACGGUUUGACCACGAGGUAGUGUUCAACAGAGAGUACACAUAUAACGCCUAAUGACAUCCGUAAAAGCAGAGGACUCUGACAGAAUUUGAUAAGCAGAAAAAAGGCUUAACUUUAUAAUUUUGUAUUAUCGAACUUUCAAGUGUAUAAUCUGACGCAAAGUCCAUAACAAACUUUGCUCAUUUAUCUAUUGUUUCUGUGACAUGAACUUGCGAACUAGAUUAUUUACUUCUUAGUGUCGCACAUUAUGUUUUGAUGAUAUUAUUUAAUCGCAACUAAAGCAGUGUUGCGAAUAAAAGAUUCAUUUAAUCUACUUAAUAGCUAUACAUAAAAUCCUAUACUGAUUUUCUUAUAUCCAAUGUGUACCUUAUAUAUAAAUUAAAUUUAUUCUGAUGCCAAUUUAAAAAAAUAUGUAGUUCUAUGAACAAAUGUAUUUUUGCAAUUGUGUAGAUUAAGGUUGUCAUUAACGAUCACGCAAACCUUUUAAAACAAAAAUGCAGUUUUUGUAUUACGUAGAAUGAUUUAUACGAAAAAAAA